Ictalurus furcatus (blue catfish) is the source of this 5902-nucleotide messenger RNA. It is a transcript of the gene ap2a1, whose product is annotated as adaptor related protein complex 2 subunit alpha 1. Gene Ontology annotation, cellular component: membrane coat; AP-2 adaptor complex. Bases 937 to 3849 code for a protein of 970 amino acids. Lineage: Eukaryota; Metazoa; Chordata; Actinopteri; Siluriformes; Ictaluridae. Gene Ontology annotation, molecular function: clathrin-cargo adaptor activity. The transcript has 20 exons. Gene Ontology annotation, biological process: intracellular protein transport; clathrin-dependent endocytosis. The record is from RefSeq and is a predicted model, not a curated record.
AAAGAUGUCUUGCAUAAUCAUUAAACCAAUCAGACCGCUUCACGAUGUUUAAGUGAGUUAUAUUCUAACUAAUAAACGUAUUUCGCAGCUGUGACGUAAACGCGUACAGCCAAUCAGGUCAGUGGGCGGGGCUUGUAGAGAGGAAGCGCUUACAGAAUCCUUUCGCUGAAGGAAAGUGGAAAAAAAAUAAAAAGCGUCUCGUGCCCCGUUGCUCGUUCUGUCACGAGCCUUGUCCGUUGGUCUCGAGCGAGCAGAAAGGCACGCAAACCGGUGACGUGGAGCGCGUGCAGCGUUAUACAUUUAUAUAUUGAACGUGAGAAAGAUAAAUUAGUCGCGCGGUCUGAGUGUGUCGGAUUUCGGGUGAUGUAGCCUUUCUGACCGUCUGAUAGCGCUAGCAUAGCUGUUUAGCUAGCUGACUCACAGUGAGCAGAAAAAAACCCCAGGACACCGAAUCCGUUUAUUUCUCCUCCGAGUCGUGUUUAAUAACCGCUCAACAACCGACGACGGAUAUCUCAAUAAUAUUACUUCUAGCUCGUUGGUCAGUAGUCGGUGGAGUUUCGGGGAUCCGGAGUGAAUAAUCAUCUCUUUGAUUGGGUUUGAAUGAAUUCCUGUGAGAGGAAACGUCAAGUGAUAUUUAGGAGCUGAAACUCGGCGCGAGACAGUGACCUCAAUCCGGCCGCGUAUCUGACACACUUCACCGGACUCUCGCGCUGGAACAACCCGCUAGCGACGUUAGCAAACUAGCGCAAAAAAACACCUGAGAACGCCAAGAUCCACAGUCCUGCAGUAGAUUAGCUUCUGAGCUAACCGUGGGCUUUUCUGCUAACCGAAUCCUGUUUGAUCCAGACACAUUUCCAUCUGGAAAUAAUUUGUUAGCCGAGAGAGAGAGAGAGUAAACGAGAGAGAGAGUAAACGAGAGAGAGAGAGAGAGUAAAGAUGCCGGCCGUGUCGAAGGGAGACGGGAUGCGGGGAUUAGCCGUGUUCAUCUCGGACAUCAGGAACUGUAAGAGUAAGGAGGCUGAGAUCAAGCGCAUCAACAAAGAGCUGGCCAACAUUCGCUCCAAGUUUAAAGGAGACAAGGCUCUGGAUGGGUACAGCAAGAAGAAGUACGUGUGUAAGCUGCUCUUCAUCUUCCUGCUGGGACACGACAUCGACUUCGGACACAUGGAGGCCGUCAACCUGCUCAGCUCCAACAAGUACACCGAGAAACAGAUCGGCUAUCUGUUCAUCUCGGUGUUGGUGAACAGUAACAGUGAACUGAUCAGGCUGAUCAACAACGCCAUAAAGAACGACCUGUCCAGCAGGAACCCCACCUUCAUGUGUCUGGCCCUGCACUGCAUCGCCAACGUGGGCAGCAGGGAGAUGGCCGAGGCCUUCGCCGGGGAGAUCCCACGCAUCCUGGUGGCAGGGGACACGAUGGACAGCGUGAAGCAGUCGGCUGCGCUGUGUCUGCUGCGUCUGUAUAAAACCUCUCCGGACCUGGUGCUGAUGGGAGAGUGGACGUCCAGAGUGGUGCAUUUACUGAACGAUCAGCACAUGGGCGUGGUCACUGCAGCCAUCUCCCUCAUCACCUGCCUCAGCCAGAAAAACCCAGACGAGUUUAAGACGUGUGUGUCCCUGGCCGUGUCCCGUCUCAGCAGGAUCGUGUCCUCGGCGUCCACCGACCUGCAGGACUACACGUAUUACUUCGUCCCCGCUCCCUGGCUGUCCUGUAAGCUGCUGCGUCUCCUGCAGUGCUACCCUCCUCCUGAGGAUGGCGCUGUUAAAGGCCGCCUGGUGGAGUGUCUGGAGACCAUUCUCAACAAAGCCCAGGAACCUCCCAAGUCCAAGAAGGUGCAGCACUCCAACGCCAAGAACGCCAUCCUGUUCGAAGCUAUCGCGCUCAUCAUUCACUACGACAGUGAGCCGAACCUGCUGGUGCGGGCGUGUAAUCAGCUGGGUCAGUUCCUGCAGCACAGAGAGACUAACCUGCGUUACCUGGCCCUAGAGAGCAUGUGCACACUCGCCAGCUCGGAGUUCUCCCACGAGGCCGUCAAAACACACAUUGAGACCGUCAUCAACGCCCUCAAGACGGAGCGUGAUGUGAGCGUGCGUCAGAGGGCAGCUGAUCUGCUCUACGCCAUGUGUGACCGCAGUAACGCUAAGCAGAUCGUGGCUGAGAUGCUGAGUUACCUGGAGACGGCGGACUACUCCAUCCGUGAGGAGAUGGUGCUGAAGGUGGCCAUCCUGGCUGAGAAGUACGCAGUGGACUACUCCUGGUACGUGGACACCAUCCUCAACCUGAUUCGCAUCGCCGGCGACUACGUGAGUGAAGAGGUGUGGUACCGCGUCAUCCAGAUCGUCAUCAACCGUGACGACGUGCAGGGCUACGCCGCCAAGACCGUCUUUGAGGCCCUACAGGCUCCGGCGUGUCAUGAGAACAUGGUGAAGGUCGGGGGUUACAUCCUCGGAGAGUUUGGGAACCUUAUUGCUGGCGAUCCUCGUUCCAGUCCAUUGGUUCAGUUUAACCUGCUCCACUCCAAGUUCCACCUGUGUUCGGUUCCCACUCGCGCUCUGCUCCUCUCCGCCUACAUAAAGUUCAUUAAUCUGUUCCCCGAGACGAAGAGCACCAUCCAGGAGGUCCUGCGCUGUGACAGUCAGAUCAGGAACAGUGACGUGGAGCUUCAGCAGAGAGCCGUGGAGUAUCUCAAACUCUCCUCCAUCGCCAGCACCGACGUCCUGGCCACAGUGCUGGAGGAGAUGCCCCCGUUCCCUGAGAGAGAGUCCUCCAUCUUGGCCAAGCUGAAGAAGAAGAAGGGUCCGGGUGCCGUGUCCGGCGCCGAGCUGGAGGACGGGAAGAGAGAGGGUGGAGAGCUGAAUGGAGGAGGAGGAGGAGGAGGAGGAGAGCGGUCCGGAGACGGCUCUGCAAUUGCAGCGUCCAACGCAUCCACUCCUUCUCCUUCAGCCGAUCUCCUCGGUCUCCGCUCCUCCGCCCCUGUCAGUGCGGCCCCGCCCAGUUCUGGUAGCCUAUUGGUGGAUGUGUUCUCGGAGGCGGGGCCUGCUGCUCCAGCCGCUGCGGUCAGUGAUGAUGGCUUCCUCAGCUCUGCUCCUCCCUCUGUGGCCUCUGAAGAUCCCACUCCUCCUCUACCAGAGUCAGACGAGCUGCUUAACAAGUUUGUGUGUAAGAAUAAUGGAGUUCUGUUUGAGAAUCAGCUGCUCCAGAUCGGCAUUAAGUCAGAGUAUCGCCAGAACCUCGGGAGGAUGUACUUGUUCUAUGGCAAUAAGACGUCAGUGCAGUUCGUCAGCUUCACAACCACUGUUAGCUGCCCAGGAGAACUUCAGUCUCAGUUGAACGUUCAGCUGAAACCUGUGGAUCCUCUGGUGGAAGGUGGAGCUCAGGUGCAGCAGGUCAUCAACAUCGAGUGUCUGACUGACUUCUGCGAAGCACCACUUCUCAACAUCAAGUUCAGGUACGGUGGAGCUCUGCAGAACCUCACACUCAAACUCCCCGUCACCAUCAACAAGUUCUUCCAGCCCACUGAGAUGGCCUCACAUGACUUCUUUCAGCGCUGGAAACAACUCAGCCUGCCCCAGCAGGAAUCACAGAAGAUCUUUAAGGCAAAUCACGCCAUGGAUACAGAAGUGCUCAAAGCCAAGUUGUUGGGAUUAGGUACAGCUCUUCUGGAGAACGUGGAUCCGAACCCUGAGAACUUUGUGUGUGCUGGAGUGAUUCAGACCAAGGCGCAGCAGGUGGGCUGUCUCCUGAGACUCGAACCCAACGCACAGGCCCAGAUGUACCGGUUGACUCUGCGCAGCAGUAAGGACACCGUCUCUAAGCGUCUGUGUGAGCUGUUGGCGGAACAGUUCUAGAACGCGGCUCUAGAACCGGUGCGCAGACCAUCACAUUGGAGAACCAGACCAGCCCCCCUCCCCCCACCCCACCCCACCCCACCCCACCCAGAACAUUCUCUGUUCGUACAUACAGAAGGGAAAAACAACUGCCUGUCCACGGCGGCCAUGAUUACUGUCCUCUUCCUGAUUAUUAUUGUACAUCAUCUUCAUCAGCGCUACCGUUCCUGUUUUUAAUCGGUGUUUACCUGCGCGCGCGCGCGCGUGUGUGGGGGUGUGUGUGUGUGUGUGUGUGUGUGUGUUGUACUGAGUGAAAGGAAAGAAAGACCGACCAAUCUCUUUCUCUGUGUGUGUGUGUGUGUGUGUGUGUGUGUGUGUGUGUAAUCUGCAACAUUUCAACCUGUAAACAUUCCUGAGACAUUGUUAGGACACACACACACACACGUCACGCUGCACAUGCACUGAUUUGUUGGAACAUUCCACGUUGACUAGUUAUGGGGGGUCUCUGGGAGAAAUAAAACACUGCAGUCGGAAUACACUAAAUAAAGGCGUCACUACACCUCCUCUCCGUCUCUUAUCUCUCCUCCGAUCUGCCUCCUCUCUCCGUCGCUCUCCUCCUCUCCGUCUCUUCCCUCUCUCGCUCUCUCCAGAGCCGAUGGCACUCAGUGGGACGUGUGUGGGGUUCUGAGUGUGUUGUGUCGUUACUGUGACCCUGAGGUUCCACGAAACCGAGUGCAGGCCAGUGCACUGUACAGGCGUGGAGAGAACCGAGGCGUCUGUAGACCCGUCCCUGAUCUAGCGCACUUCUCCCUCGAUUAUAACCGUGGUUAAUGAAGUCAUUCCCUGUUUAAAAUAUAAAUGUAAAAAUGACGGCCUGUCUUUGGCUGUGUUUCUGUCUCUUUUUCUUAGUUUUGAUAGUUGUGUUGUGGAAGCAAUCGUUUUCAGGCAUUCGAUUAAAUGUGUAGUGUGUCGCGUACGCAGGCGUGGGGGGUGGGGGUGUAGGACCGUACAGGACCAGGAGAUAAACAUUACAGGAGCAGGGAGAACUGUUUAAUGUCAGCGCUGAUAAUCACACUGACGUCCACGCAGAUGAUCCGCUUCAGCUGCGUUACUGUAACAGCACUUAUCUCACAACACUAAUGUUUAGAACACAAAUACUCCGAGCACACCACAACAUUUAACUCCUCUGUGUGUGUGUGUGUGUGUGUGUGUGUGUGUGUGUGAGAUUAUUACAGAUCAGAACUGAAUCUGUAUUCUGACUGCACUGAUAAAAGAGCAGAAAUCCCGUUUAUUCCAAAUUCAGUAAUAACGGAAAUGUAAAUGCAGCUGUUGGCCUCAGUAAAGGUUCAGAUUGCGCGACUCUAACAGUGAAACUCGAACCUGCAGCCGCUCCACAGGAACAGUGGCGGUGUUCGGGUGACACAGACGCCAGUGAGAAUCUUCCCCAGUCUGUUCUCGUGGGCUUUUAAUCUUUAAACCUUAACUUUCACAUGCUGCAGUAACUCAGUAAAAAGAAGUUCCAGUUCCUUUACCCUUUCCUGAAGGGUUUGUGGUAUCCCUACGCCAUCAGAGACACACAACUACCACAAACUCCCCCCUCUGAACAAACUCUGUUUAAAUCACACACACACACACACACACACACACACACACACAUCGAGAGAGAGGAGAGAGAGAUUAGAGUGAAAUGUGUGACAGACCUACAGGAUGUAAGCAGUUUCCAGCUGUCAGUCACACGUACAGGAACAGCACAGUGUGUGUGUGUCUGUGUGUGUGUGUGUGUGUGUGUGUGUGAGAGAGCGAGAGAAUUUAUUGGAGAUUUAUGAGACAUUUAUGUCAUUAGUUAAAUGAAGUCACUGUUUCCCCUCACUGCACCGCUGCCAUGAUGGGACUUUGUCAUUGUAGUGUAGAAUCAUUGUCACGGUGUGUGUGUGUGUGUGCGGGUGUGUGUCUUUGCAGUAUCCGCUAGCUAAUGCAGCCCCAGUCUAUCGGUGUUGAACCUGUCAGAUACCUGUGUUAGAUGAAAUUUACUCUGUACUGAAUAAUGUGAAAGUAAACUAUGCCAUAUACUCCA